AUGAGAUUUGGCUAUACAUCCUUUUAUGAUGAAAAUAAUACCUUACUCUUUGCAGUUUUAGGAGGUGUAACUUUAACUGGAAUCGAUAAUACCCUUUAUAUGUAAAUUUCAUAUAGCCUCGACACUUCAACUUGAAUUUGAUCCAGAAAACAAGCAUCCGGCGACCCUCCUAAAAACUUACUCCCCCCAUUAAAUUGGAACAAAAUUUAAUUUUAUAAUAAAAAUUUUAUAUUAAAAAUCAUAAUUUUUUAUAUAAAAAGUUUUGAUAUAAGUUAAAAGUUUCUUCUUGACUAAAAUUAAAAAUUUAGUUAUAUCUUGCUCUUGUUUCAAGAAGAGAGUAUAAAGUGCAUCUUAUUUAAAUAAAUUUAUUAUCCUUAAUUGCUAAAUUUUUAAAACACAUUUUAUUUUUUAGAUACAAAUAAUAUUUUUAUUUAAAUAAUUUUGAUAUAAAUUAUAUGUGAAUUUCUUUACAAAAAUUCAAAGUUUACUUAUUUCUUGCUUUAUUUUAAAGAAUAAAGUAUAAAUAACAUCUUAUUUAAAACAAAAUUAGCACUUUGACCGAUAAAUUUUCUAAAUUUUUGUUUUUAAUUAUUUUUUACAGUAAAAAUAAUUUUUGUGUAAAUAGUUUUGAUACCAAUUAAUAGUGGCAUAUUAAUUAAUAAUGAAAAUUUAGUUAUAUUUUGCUUUGUUUUAAAGGAUAAAGAGUAAAUAGCAUUUUAUUAAACAAAUUUAUUAAUUUAUAUCACAAUUAAAAAUGGAGCGCAUGAAUUAGGGUCAUUGUCCCCUAAAGGUCAUCCUAGUGAGGGAAGUUCAGACUUUCUGAAGGAUAUUAGCGCUGGAACUGCUUCGGUAGUUCCCUGAGUGCUUGAAUGUACAUCAAGAAAGAAAAGAGAGACUCGUCUAGGUCAUAGGCUACUGUAACGGUUCGACGGUUAGGCUAAUUCCACCUACCGUUGUUCAGAGCUGUUAGCCAGUGAUGGAAUUCAGGAAGGAAGGGCUUGAUUGUCAGAUCCUAAGCUAAGUGGGGGUCGACAGAGUGUUAUCGUAAUCUUAAAUCUCAAUUUAUAUCGAUAAAUUUUUUAAUUUUUUUUUUAAAUUGCUUUUUAUAAAAACACCCUAACCCCCCUUUAAACUGGAAUAAAAUGUCUUGUUCCAAUUUAAAGGGGGGGAGCUAGAAGGGCCAGCUCUUGUACAUUACAAAAACAGACUUUAUACGGCCGGUGGGGAAAAUACUUUUGCAAAAAUUUCUCAUAUAGAAACACUGCUCUAUUUUGGCUUGGACGACAAUAAAUGACAUAAUAUUACUUCCGAUAAGACUUAUACGUCAAGAAUUCUUGGAGGGAGUUUUUUGAAAAAUUCUGAACUAUACUUAAUGAUGGGUUUUUCAAUAGAGAAAAAUGCACACGAAAGCAGGUGAUAUAAAGUUGAUUUAGAAGACCCUAAUCAUGACUGAAUAGAGGUUACUAUUCAAGGAGAUACUAAUAAAGACUUAGAAAUUGAUAGUUAUGGGUAUACAUAUUUCAAUGAAACUUUAUGAAUUUUUGGAGGUGAUGAAAAUCCUCCUAUAAUAAACCGUUUAGUUAUAUUUAACUUAUCAACUUCACCAAUUGAAUCCUCUAUUUAUGAAAAUGAUUUAUCUCCAAGUCCAAGGAUGUAUCACUCAAUGCAGCCAAUAGGUCAAAAUUUAUAUUUAUUUGGUGGGUUAGGCGACAAUGGAGCACUUUAUAAUGAUUUAUGAGCUUUUGAUGUCAUGAAGGAAAAAUGAAGCUUAACCAAUCCUACAGGUGAUGUCCCACCUAAAAGGUACGGAUAUGCGUCUGCAGUAAAUGCUGAUGUUAUAGCCUGCUCCCGGCUAUAGAUCGGGCUAUGCCGAUUUUUGCCGGGAAACUCGGGGGUUUGUCUGCGUCACUUCGGGGUGACGAGUCAACUCCCCGAGUUGGCAAAUAGCCACCAUUAAGUGAUUUGCCAACUCGGGAGUUGACUCGUCACCUCGAAGUGACGCAGACAACCCCCCGAGUUUCCCGGCAAAGAUCGGGCAUAGCCCAAUCUAUAGCCGGGAACGGGCUAUAUGCUUGUAUGAGGUGGAUAUGGCCAAGAAGGGUAUUUAAAUGAUGGCUACUUAUAUGAUAUCAGUUCAAAACAAUGAUUUGCUAUAGAAUACAUAGGAACAGCCCCAGCUCCUAGGCUAGGGGCAUGCGCAGGGUUAAGCGGAUUUUUUAUAUAUAUUUAUGGAGGAGAAACUGAAGUAGGACUGUCUGACGAGCUAUGGAUUUAUGACAUGACGUCAAAAAAAUACAAUUUAAUCAAUAGUGGAGAUGAUGAUGGCCCAGGGCCUGUUUAUUAUGCUACCUGCAGAACAGACACACUUAAAAGUAAUUUUCUAUGAGUACUUUAUGGAGAAGCAGAAGAUGAUACCCCUACUAAUCAAAUUUAUGGUUAUGACGCAGACCAAAGCAAAUGAAUUGCUUUUUAUGACGAUUCAACUAAUACAACGUACAGCAGAAGCAGGGCAGCUGUAUGCAAACCCUUGGAAAGGGUUUUAGUUGUGGGAGGUGAAUCAUUUGCACUGUAUCCUAAUAAUGAUAUUUUUUAUUUUUCGAUGGAAGACUUGGGAUUUACAAAGCUUGGUAAUAUUGCUGAUACUUUCUUUGCAUCUGCUUCUGCGUAUUUUCAGAAUUAUUUUUAUAUACAUGGAGGAGGAACUACAGCAACUAGUCUUUUGAGGUUUAGCGUUCCAAGCAAUAUACCAAAAAGGUUUUAAAACGAUUUCUUUGAUUUUUUCAGUAUAAAUUGACUAUAAAUACUCUAUAUAAAUAUUUAUUAUAAAAAGUAUAUAUUUUUUAAGACUCCCAAUGUGGUCAUUUUGCAAUGAUAAUGUAACUUGUAAUUUUGCAUGCGGAUAUGGAAGCUAUAGGACAUCUUCUAAUUGUGAAAUCUGCCCAUUGGGGACAUAUUCAGAUAGAUUUAACGCAACUGAAUGUAAAUCUUGCCCUGUAGGAAAGUAUGGUCCACACUAUGGAGCGACAAGUUUAGACAUGUGCUAUCCCUGUCCUGAAGGAGAAUAUAAUAAUCAUGAAGGACAAGCCCAUUGCUUGGAUUGUCCUCAUACGUCGACCUGUAAAGUUGGGAGCAUGUCUUAUAACUAUACAAUAGACACUUAUGAAGACUCAUAUAGUCAACCUGCUAUUUAUUCUUCCAAUAAUGAUGAUGCUGACCAAAAUAGUCUUAUAAUUGAAAUUGUUGUAGGGGCAGUAGGAGCACUAGCGUUAAUUUCAUUCUUUCUGUCAAGAAAAUCGAGAAUGUUUUUAAUUCGUUUUGACUUAUACCCUGCGAAACAUAACCAUUCUAUAGGAGUGCCGAUGAUGCUAAAGCGUACCAAAAUAGGAGGGAUUUUUGGAAUUAUUUUUCUCUUUUUACUCUCUUGAUUACAAAGGUUUUUUUUUCGUUGGAUUUUUAGAAAUUUGAAUACUAGAAGGAUAUUUUUACUCAAAAUAUAAAAAUACCCAAUUUUUUAUUAAUAUUAAGAAGAGUUAGCAAUCAUUAUAAUAGGAGUAGAAGUUACAAAUUUUGCACUUACUCCCUCUGUGAGUCAAUAAAAAAUUUUGCUCUUUUAUUUGUUUUCCAAUUUUAAAAAUCCCAAUCGGCAAAAAAAUUGAAUUCUAAAAAUUAAUUUAAUUUUUAGAUUUAUGUUUUAGAAUGCCAUCUAUUUAAAAUGAACAGAAUAGCUCGAGAUUUUAUUAUAAUAAUUAUCCUCAUAUAUCAAAAUAUUUUCUGCUUGUGGCUUUUUUCCCUAAAAAAUUGAUAUUUUUCAUAAGGUUUUUCACUUACCCAAGUUAAGAAUAUUUAUGAAACAAAAAGUCUUGUCCCAUUAGUCGUACUUGAACAAGAUAUUGAAAAGGUAACUUUUAUUCAGUUUGAAGCAUUGUUUUUAAUAAAAAUUACAUUAAUGAAUUACGGCAGCAAAUGUGAUGAAGGGUACUGUGCAAAUAAUAAUAUAUAUACUGAAAUUUCCGGAAUUUCAGGAAAUUGGACAGCUCCAAAAUGUGAACAUAUAGAAUACAGCGGAGACUGUGUAAUUUCAACGACAUGUAUAGAAUGUUCAAUCUCUAAGCAGGGCACACUUACUGUCACUAUGGAUGACACAAAUGGAUACACCUCAGGAUAUUCAGUAAAUGUUACUGCUUCUUCGUCUAUCCCAAACAAAUUUAGCAGCUAUAAAACUUAUGUUCUACCUGAUAGCAAUCAUAUCUUUAUAGGAAGUGACCCAACUGUAAUCUAUUUUGACAUAAUUCCAUCAGUAAUUAAUAUUUAGUACUAUGAAGAUACUGAAGAAACUGGAAAUCACACAGGAUAUCACAUAUCAUUAGAUAAAGUACCCCAUAAAGGAGCACAAUUUAAGCCUUAUGAGUAAAAAAUAUAUAGACUUGGGCUUGCAUAUAUUAAUUACUUGAAAAUAGUAUUCGAUGUAGACAAUAACGGACUUACUACUACGAGAUAUUAUAACCAAACGUGAAUAGUUUUAUUAACUACACUAUUAGGCUCUGUGUUUGGAGUAAUGGAGUCUGUGGGCAGUGCUAUGAAAUUCGUUGAAAAAAAUGCAUAUGCCUAUAACAAAAGGAGAAAACAUAGAAGUCUUUUGGGGCAACUUGAAAAAAAUUCAAAAACAAUAGCAAAGCUAAGAGAAGAUCCGUGCUUUAAGCCUCAAAAAGAACCGGAUUCUUCUAAUACAGUCCAAACAGUGAAUGAUGCAUUAGAAAAAUCUAGCUCCCACUUUAAUGGAACAAAAUAAUAGUAAAUUUUCAUUUUUUGGUAAAUAGCCCUUUGAAUAGGAAUGAAAUUUACUUUGUGUUGGUAAAAAUAAUAAUAUAUGUAAUCCGAAUUAAUGCUUAAUUUAAUGGUUGAUUCGAGAAUUAAUUUAUAAUUUGCUUUAUUUUAAAGGGCGGAAUUAAAGAAAUACAAUUAAACAUUUUGAGACUUUAUUGAUAAAUUUUUAAAUUAAUUUUUCAUGAAUAACUAAAUAUAAAAUUAUUUUUUCUAAAAAAUUUCAUGUUAAUUUUUUCGAAAAAAUUCGGCCUUUAUGUUGGAACAGUUUUUUUUUAUCAUAAUCUAAAGUGGGUGUAAAUUAAAGCCAGACGUGUUAGGUUAG
This is a messenger RNA of Blepharisma stoltei, 5146 nucleotides long. Lineage: Eukaryota; Ciliophora; Heterotrichea; Heterotrichida; Blepharismidae. The record is from the annotation of a GenBank genome assembly.